UAAACACAACCACAUGUGAAUUUCAAAUAGUCAACUAGUCAGUGAUUUCCUCCCUUGAUCUUGCAGUAUGAGUAGCGACUCAAAUUUGGAUUUCGUUGGAGACAACCCCGGGGCAGUGCGUCACGGAAAUUUCAUCAAUUACUAUCAAUUCCACCCUGCGUCUGAACGAAUAGAGAAAUUACCUACUGACAUUUGGCGGUGCAGUCGAAACAAAGGAGAAAAGUUUGUGUGCCUCGACAUUGGCUGCAAUACAGGGGAUUUGACAGAGCAAGUUUUGAACUUCUUGAAAGAAAAUCUAACCACAGACGAUGGGAUGAAGCCUGAAAUUCAUAUGGUCGGAAUCGAUCUGGACCAAAACUUGAUCUCUAGAGCUAACGAAAAAUUUAAUUCAACUCGGGAUCUUGAAUUCCUCACAAUUGAUGCAGCUAAAGAGACUUUGGAUUCUUUGCUAAAAAUUGCACUAAGUCAUGAUGUGCCAAAAUUCGGAGCAGUUUUUCUCAUGUCAGUAACAAUGUGGGUUCAUUUGGUCAACGGAGACGAAGCGUUUCAAGAGUUCCUGAAAAAAAGCGGCGAUCUAACGGACAGGUGGUUGGUGAUCGAGUCGCAACCGUGGAAGUGCUACCGUAGUGCUCAGCGUCGCCUGGUUUCUUCCGGUGAAGCGGGAUUUGAAUUUUACUCAAAGUUAACAAUCAAGGGGGACAAAAUUCAACCAUUUGUGGAUAAAGUUUUGAGUGAGGAAUGUGGAAUGUCAAAAGUGUUUGAAACUGAUCCGUCCAAGUGGAACCGAACGAUUUGCAUUUAUAAAAAGAGAUAGAACUCGCAAAUGAAAAGAUUUGCAUUU
This is a messenger RNA of Neocloeon triangulifer, 841 nucleotides long. RefSeq names its product probable RNA methyltransferase CG11342. NCBI's taxonomy places the organism in Eukaryota, Metazoa, Arthropoda, Insecta, Ephemeroptera, Baetidae. Gene Ontology annotation, molecular function: O-methyltransferase activity; RNA methyltransferase activity; S-adenosylmethionine-dependent methyltransferase activity. Gene Ontology annotation, biological process: negative regulation of pre-miRNA processing; miRNA metabolic process. Bases 68 to 814 code for a protein of 248 amino acids. The record is from RefSeq and is a predicted model, not a curated record. The transcript is spliced from 3 exons. Gene Ontology annotation, cellular component: cytoplasm.